AUGAUACCCCACGGCGCACGGCGGGCCAUGCAUCGAAUUAAUGAACAAGCAAUGAAUGAGAACGAGCAGGCAGACACUUCCGAGACUCACAACUCCAAUCUCGAGACUCCCGAAUGUCUGCCAAGUGCCUGGGACGUCCUCCGAGUACGCGGUCUAUUCCAAUGGAAAUUAGGAGUCCCCGUCGAGAUCAUAGACGAGAUCAUCGACGAAGCCGAAUACUGGCCAUCCAGCACAUCCACAAUGACCCAGCCAGAAAAAGGCCAUCGAAUAAUCAGAAAAGACCGAGACCAAGUCCUCCUCAAGACAGUCCCGCUCUGCUACGACCGAAAGAUUGUGUUCCGCCUGUCAUCUAAUGACCAGGGAGCUGGCCAUGUUCGCGAGAAUAUGUAUGAACACUCUUGGACGUGGUUUGAUGCGGUGGUUAUCCACGGCGCGCAUGCGCGGAAGAUGUAUAUCGAUGGCGAGGAACAAGAACUUCUGGACAAUGAAAAGGGCGAAACGGCGAUAUCGCAUGAACCUGAUGAUCCUCUUUUGUUGCCCCGCGCGGACAAGAUCCGGGUCAAUGGUGCCCGGGUGGGUAUGGUACAGGACAUUGAGCUUAUUUGGCAUUAUCGGGAUAACAUACAGCCUGAUUCUCCUGCUGCGUAUGAUAUUGAGAAGACUACGGGCCGUGGCCGUGCUACUCUUGAUGGACGGUUUGUGCGUGAGUUGCAAGUAGGGGAUUCAAUUGCUGUUUGGGCGCGCGCGCGAUUCCCUGGCUGGGCUAAUCAUGUCCAUCGUGCUUCUGUGACUGUGUAUUGGGCCGUUUGA
Messenger RNA from Penicillium daleae, 810 nucleotides. RefSeq lists its product as uncharacterized. NCBI's taxonomy places the organism in Eukaryota, Fungi, Ascomycota, Eurotiomycetes, Eurotiales, Aspergillaceae. The coding region runs from base 1 to 810 and encodes 269 amino acids. The record is from RefSeq and is a predicted model, not a curated record. The transcript has 3 exons.